CUGCUGAUCAGUGACAGGUGACCAAACACAAAUGACAACGCCUACUUAUUCUCAUUCGUCCCAACUUUCCUUCAUCAGCAUCGGAAUCCCUUUCACUAGCUUACUUAGUCCAGUUUUUGGCGUUUUCUCUCUUUUCCCACCCCCUUUACUUAUUUGACACAUUUCUUUGUGUGUUAGUUUCUAUACAAACCAACAUAAGAUAGCUUAGUCGUAGUCGUGUACAAGAAUGAAAUUUCAAAUGGAAUACUUGGUUCAUGAUUUGGGAGUGAAUAAGGGAAUGAAGAGGUCUCGUUGUUCUUCAGCUAAGGUAGAGAGGAAGAUCAUUGAGAAGAACAGGAGAAAUCAUAUGAAGAAUUUGUACUCCAGGCUCAAUUCUCUUCUCCCCCAUCAUAAUUCUAAGGAGCCAUUGUCAUUACCUGAUCAAAUAGAUGAAGCUGUGAAUUUCAUAAAGAGCCUGGAAACAAGCUUGAAGGAAUCCAGGGAGAAAAAGGACAGUCUAAUGGGAAGAAAGAGAUCGUACAGAUGCACCAAUACUGCAAGCUUGAGAUCCCCAGAAAUUAGGAUUAACGAAAAGGGUUCUGCUAUAGAGGUGGCUUGGAUGACUGGCCAAGACAGUCAGUUCAUGUUUUAUAAGAUGAUUCGCAUACUUCAUGUAGAAGGAGCGGAAGUGCUAAACGUCAGUUUUCGACUGUUGGGAAUACAAUUUUCCAUAUUGUUCAUGCCGAGGUUGAAAAUUUUGGUGCAGCAAAAUUAUAACGAAGAAACUAAACAAGUUUGUGCAUGGAUCCAGCAGCGAACAGGAACUCCAGCAGGAGCUAUGUGACUACGAAAUCGAUCCUGAAACGUUGGAUUUCCCAAUCACGUGAUCCAGGUGCUUGACUUGACGACCUCUUUCCGUGCAUGCAUAAUUAGGCACUGAAAGCACAAGCUUAUAAUUAAGAGUGCAAACUUCAAGACUGUAGCAUUGAAUUAGGAAGAACAGCCUUAAUAAAAUGACUGGUAGUUUUUCCAUCUUUGUAAACAGUGAGCAUACAUAAUUAGUCAGGCAACGGGUUUAAUAAAUGACUGGUAGUUUCAAUUCUACUGUUAGAAAUAUCCUCUUUGGCUCAUAUCUUGGCUGAUGAACUGAUUGGAGUAGCAACAGAUUUUAUGAAUACUUUUAAGACUCCAAUUCCUCUUCCCUUAGGUUGCUAAUUUUUCAUGUAACCUUCUAUUGGUUGUAAUUGUUCACCUCUUUCUCUCUCUCUCUCUCUCUCUCUCUCUUGUUUUAAGCCAUAUGUAUCUAUCUUUAACAUUGUUAGAGUAUGAAGUGAAGAACGGAAAUGUUUUAGUUG
Messenger RNA from Durio zibethinus, 1334 nucleotides. Its product is annotated as transcription factor bHLH162-like. Gene Ontology annotation, biological process: regulation of transcription by RNA polymerase II. Gene Ontology annotation, cellular component: RNA polymerase II transcription regulator complex. Gene Ontology annotation, molecular function: DNA-binding transcription factor activity, RNA polymerase II-specific; RNA polymerase II transcription regulatory region sequence-specific DNA binding; protein dimerization activity. The record is from RefSeq and is a predicted model, not a curated record. NCBI's taxonomy places the organism in Eukaryota, Viridiplantae, Streptophyta, Magnoliopsida, Malvales, Malvaceae.